CAGGUGCGAAAGUGGACUAGUCCAGGUAGACUACAAACAUUCAAAAUGGCGUCUGGUAAAGGCGCAGGUAAAGGCUAUCAAGAGAAAGGCCGAGGAUAUAUGUACUGGUUUGCCUUUAUUUGUUCAAUAAUUUCUCUGGUUUUAGUGUUUGUUGCUUUCGCCUCGCCCUUCUGGUACAAGUCCUGGAGCCGAGUUCACAGUCCCCUUGCCAAUGUCGGGAUGUGGCAUAUUUGUCUCUCAGGAUGGGUAAAGCCCAGGGACCCCACGAUGAGGUCCUAUGUAGGCUGCUGGUGGAUCCACUCUACUUUCUUUGAAGAGGUCUGGGAUGACAUUAUGCCAGCCUGGUUCCGAAUAGUCCAGACGAUAGUGAUCCUGACACUGUUGAUUAACAUGGCUGCAGUGCUCAUGCUUUCGUUCUACCCAGUUGAUCGACUAAGGAUCAAGUACUACAAUCCAAACAGAUACAGGGCCUUCCUUGUUAACUCUGUCCUCAUGUUUGUGUCAGCUGUUUUUGUCUUGAUUGUCGCCUUACUAUUCCCAAUGAAGGCCCGCGACCCCAAUUGGAUGCCACGUCCUUGGUUGAACUACCUAUCAUGGUCUUAUGGAUUCUUCGUCCUGUCAGGAUUCUUUGCAGUUUUUGCAGGAAUCUCACUUUUCAUAAAAUCUUCAGACAUCCACCACAAGCCAGAGAAAGGUACAGAAGAAAUCGAGAAAAAAUUGGAGUUACCUCCCCUACCAUCAGGAAUGGCGCCACCAAUAAGACCACCACAUUACGAACCAAGUGAGCAUGGUCGCAGUGUGGGAGGAUACAGCAUGGGUGGAGCUAGUAUGGGCGGGGCCAGCAUGGGGGGAGCUAGCAUGGGAGCUGUCAGUCAAGGGGCCCAAAGCAAGCAUUCAGAAUCCUUUGUGUAGUCCAGGCUUAUGUGUUAAUCUCAUCAACUUUAAUUAUAUGUCAAUCAGAGCAUUUUCUUCAAGACUUGUCAUGUACUGUGAAUCUGUUUUACCUCUUAUCUCUAGCAUUCUAGGAACAGAAACAGAUUAACUUCAUCAAAGAGUUUUUGUGGAAAUUCAUUGUUAUGUGUUUUAACUUCCUCCAAAAACUAUUCUAAAUGCCAGGUACUCGUAUCUAACAUCCCUUUUUCAUUCAAUAGUUUGAAGAAAAUAUUAAAUUGAGCAUUCAGAUGGUGCCAGAUCUAUAGAUUUCUUUCUAAAAUUAAUGUACAUUCCAUUGAAACAAAACAAACAGAAUUUACUUUGAUGACAUUCUAUCACAAAUUUGCAAUUAGAUUUCAAGGUCUUCAUAUCUACAAUUAUAGUCAUGUGCCAUGUAAUAUGUACAGAAAAUCAGGUCAUUUUUCUUUGCAUGUAUAUAUAUUAAGGAAUCACCAUGUGUUUUGUAUAAUGUCUUUUCAGACUGACAAUAUAACAAGGAUAAAUGUGUAUGUAUACUGGUAUAUUUUUUAUUCUCAGAAAAUAGUUUUGGUGUAUAAAAAAUUAUUUAAUCAUCAUUGUACAUAAUUCAUACAAAAUUGUAGAAUAUUUUUAUGAAUCACAUUCAUUUUUUCACUGGAGUAAAUGUAGAAUAAUAUUUUAUACAUGAAUAUAUAAAGUGAAAAUACAAUACAUUGUAUACAAUAAAAAAAAUAAUA
Messenger RNA from Saccostrea echinata, 1649 nucleotides. RefSeq lists its product as uncharacterized. Gene Ontology annotation, cellular component: membrane. The transcript has 3 exons. The record is from RefSeq and is a predicted model, not a curated record. Bases 46 to 912 code for a protein of 288 amino acids. Lineage: Eukaryota; Metazoa; Mollusca; Bivalvia; Ostreida; Ostreidae.